AUGAGCAGUGAAUUUCUGGCCGAGCUGCACUGGGAGGAUGGGUUCGCCAUCCCAGUGGCCAACAAGGAGAACCAGCUGCUGGAAGAGCAGUUACUAAAGCUUCAGGAUGAAAGGUCAAGCUUGCAAGAUGAGCUGCAUGACUUUGAAGAUCGAAUUAAUGCAAUGACUUCUCACUUCAAAAAUGUCAAGCAAGAAUUCUCAUUAACACAGUGUCUUUACAAAGCAAGGGAGCGUGAGAUUGAAAGUGAAGAACAUUUUAAGGCCAUUGCCCAACGAGAACUGGACCGAGUGAAGGAUGAAAUCCAACGACUCAAAAAUGAGAUGGCUGUAAUACAUGAGAAGAAAAAUGAUAAGGAAAGUAGCAUAUUUAAGGCUACUCAAAAAUUGGAUGGUUUGAAAUGUCAAAUGAACUGGGACCAGCAAGCAUUGGAGGCCUGGCUAGAAGAAUCAGCUCAUAAAGACAGUGACGCCCUCACUUUGCAGAAGUAUUCACAACAGGAUGAUAACAAGAUUAGGGUACUGACUCUGAAAUUAGAAAGACUAACUUUGGAAUGUCAUCAGAAAAGAAAGAUUCUUGACAGUGAACUUACAGAGACUUUAAGUGCUCAGUUACAAUUGGAUAAAGCAGCGCAAGAUUUUCGUAAGAUUCACAGUGAAAGACAAGAACUCAUUAAACAAUGGGAGAACACAGUAGAACAGAUGCAGAAGAGGGAUGGAGACAUAGACAAAUGUGCCUUGGCAUUAGCAAACAUAAAACAGCAAAUACGAGAAAAAGAAAAUUUGGUUAAACAAAAGAUCAAGUUUUUAGAGAAUGAGGUUGGAAAUAACAUAGAGUAUGAGAAAAGGAUUGCUGCUGCUGACCGUAAAGUGUUAAAAUGUAGAAUAGAAUACCAGCAACAUGAAACAAAUAGAAGUCAGCUGAAGGAUGAGCUGGAUUCUUUAAAAGCCACCGUGAAUAGAACGUCCAGUGAGUUACAAGCUCUGAGAAAACAUUCUUCUAAAAUAAAGAAAGAUAUUCAGGAAGCAACAGCAAGGUUAUACAAAAUAAAAAAUCACAAUCAGAUUGUAAAAAGAAAAUUAGACAUGAUAACUGAGAAAACCAUGAGUGUAGAAGAAAAAGCUACCAAUUUGGAAGACAUGCUAAAGGAAGAGGAAAAAAGCAUAAGGGAAGUGGAAGCUCAAUUGAACAUAGUGAAAGAUGUGUUGUUUAAGAAAGUUCAGGAGCUACAGGCUGAGACAACAAAGGAAAAAGCGAUUAUGUCAGAAAUUGAAGGAACCCGUUCCUCUCUGAAGCAUCUCAACAAUCAGUUACAUCGGCGGGACUUUGAAACCUUGAAGCAGCAAGAAAUUAUGUAUAGUCAGGAUUUUUACAUUCAGCAAGUGGAACGGAGAAUGUCACGGUUAAGGGGAGAUAUUAAUACAGAAGAGAAACAAAUCCUUGAAGCAAAAAUUGUUGAACUCAAGAAAACACUGGAAGAGAAGCAAUCAACAUGUACCAUUUUAGAAACACAGAUCAAGAAGCUUCACAAUGACCUUUACUUUAUCAAGAAGUCAAACAGUAAAAAUUGUGAGGAAAAGCAGGUUUUCAUGAAUAAAAUAAAUGAACUAACACUUUUCAUCGACAGAUCAGACAAAGAACUUAAGAAAGCCAAAGAAUUUAAAGAGGAAUUGAUGAUAGAUUACAAUCUUUUAAAACUGGAGGUUAAGCGCACUCGAGAACUGCUUCACAGUAAGGCUGAGGAAAUUGUUUCACUGGAAAAAAGAAAACAGCAAUUACGUACAGCCAUGGAAGAGCGAAGUGAAGAAAUUAAGGUUCACAAAACCAUGUUGGCCGCCCAGAUACGAUGUGUGGAUCAAGAACGGCAAAUCAUAAGGUUUCAGGCUGCUCAAGAAAAAGAAGAACUUCAAAGGGAAGGUGACAGUUUGGAUGCUCAGAUCAACAAAGCAGAAAAGGAAAUUUAUGCCCUCGAAAACACUCUGCAAGUUCUGACCAACUGCAAUGAUCAUUACAAACAGUCUUUUAAAAAAGUGACACCAACUAGUGAUGAAUAUGGGCUAAAAAUUAAACUAGAAGAACAAAAAAGAAUUGCUGAUGAAAAAUAUCGAUACAAACAAAGACAAAUCAGAGAAAUUGAAGAAGACAUCCAGAGCAUGGAAAAUACUUCAGAAGUUGUAGAACAUUUAACAAAAACUGCCAAGGAAAAAUUGUCAGGGAAGCAAGAUUAUUUGCUCCAACUACGUAAAGAUACUGAGGAACAGAAGCCAAAAUUAGAGAGAGUCACUAAACAGUGUGAGAAACUCAUAAAAGAUAUCCGUCUCUUGAAGCAAACACAAGAUGAAACUCUAGAGGAACAAGAUAUUAAAUUUCGUGAAACAAAACAGUUUCACAAGGACAUUGAUGAAAUGUUAAUUGAGAUAGCAGAAAAAAAUGCUGAUCUCCAAGUUGUCCUCCAAACAUACUUUCAGCAGAAUGGGUUGGAAUUCCCUACAACUAGUAAACGCAGUCUUCAUAGUUCUAGGUCCUCUUCACAGUCUUCCCUGCGAUCAGGAAGGUCAACUAGGAGCUUCAGUCCUACUGGUUCCCAGUCUUCGAUUAAAGUGGUAGAGCUCAGCUUCCCUGACUCAGCACAAGCAGACAGACAUUCCAGGCCACCUAGUACUAGUAGUUCUAAUAAUGAUAAAAACAAAAAGACC
Dipodomys ordii (Ord's kangaroo rat) is the source of this 2694-nucleotide messenger RNA. It is a transcript of the gene Ccdc39, whose product is annotated as coiled-coil domain containing 39. Lineage: Eukaryota; Metazoa; Chordata; Mammalia; Rodentia; Heteromyidae. The record is from RefSeq and is a predicted model, not a curated record. Gene Ontology annotation, biological process: inner dynein arm assembly; cilium movement; cilium-dependent cell motility. The transcript is spliced from 20 exons. Gene Ontology annotation, cellular component: axoneme. The annotation marks the transcript as partial.